Molecule: messenger RNA, 2733 nt
Organism: Vicia faba (fava bean)
Lineage: Eukaryota; Viridiplantae; Streptophyta; Magnoliopsida; Fabales; Fabaceae
Source: the annotation of a GenBank genome assembly
AUGCGUUGCCUUUCAACUAUUUCUCAAACACUAGCAAGAAUUUGGCUAUUAUUUUUCUUACUCACUCCUUCUAUUCUCAUUUCUGGUUUCCGAGAUGAGACAAACAAAGUUAUAUCCAUUGGGGUGAUCAUUGAUGUUAAUUCUCGAAUUGGGAAAGAACAAGAAGUAGCCAUGGACAUUGCAGCCCAGAAAUACAACAACACUUCAAAAGACUACAAGCUGGCUCUCUAUUUUCAGAACUCCACCAAGGAUACCAUCGGAGCCGUCACACUUGCUGAAGAGAUGAUUAAGGUGCAAAAGGUGCAAGUGAUUAUAGGGAUGCACACAUGGCCAGAAGCAAGUAUAGUAGCUGAAAUAGGAAGCAAAUCUCAAGUACCUAUCAUAUCCUUUGCAGCACCUGCCAUAACGCCACCAUUGAUGAAAACUCGAUGGCCUUUUCUGGUGAGACUAGCAAACAGCGGUACAGCAUAUAUAAAAUGCAUUGCUGACAUAGUGCAGGCUUAUAGCUGGAAAAGAGUAGUAGUAAUCUACGAAGAUGACGGGUAUGGGGGAGAUUAUGGGAUGUUAGCCCUCCUAACUGAGGCCCUUCAGGAUGUGGAUUCAAUGAUUGAACACCGCUUAGUCCUUCCCCCAAUUUCAUCUAUACAUGAACCAGGAGAGCUAGUUAGUGAAGAGAUGAUUAAGUUAAAACGAACACAGUCUCGGGUGUUCAUAGUGCUGCAAUCAUCAUUAGAAAUGACAAUCCAUUUGUUCAAAGAAGCUUCAAAAGUUGGGCUGGUGGAUAAAGAAUCAGUUUGGAUAAUCCCAGAGAGCCUAACAAAUUUGAUGGACUCUAUCAAUAAAUCUGUUAUUUCCAAUAUGGAAGGAGCUUUAGGAAUUAAAACCUACUACUCAGAAAGAAGCAGGGAUUAUCAAGACUUUGAGGCUCAGUUCAGGAGAACUUUUUGGUUAAAGAAUCCAGAGGAGGAUAACCGAUACCCAGGAUUUUAUGCUCUACAAGCAUAUGAUAGCAUUAAUAUUGUAACUCAAGCAAUCAACAGAAUGGCCAGUAGAAACAAUAGCAUCCCAAAGAGUUUAAUAAGAGAAAUACAGUCUAGCAAUUUCGUUGGUUUGAGUGGACAUAUUCAACUUGAAGCUGGACAACUCAUGCAGAAGAAUCUUGUCUUACGAAUUGUAAAUGUGGCUGGGAAGAGUUACAAGGAAUUAUGCUUUUGGACUCAACAACAUGGCUUUACUACAGUCCUCCAUACAGGACAAGGUGGAAAUAAGGUUGCUGGAAUUACAGAAUGUUUCAGGGGUGUACGCUGGCCUGGGAAUUUGGACCGUGAUCCAAAGGGCUGGAACAUGCCUACCAAACAAUAUCCGUUGAAAAUUGCAGUCAGAAGCAGAACCUCGUUUUACAAGUUUGUCAAGGUUGAGUAUAGCCAGAAUGGAAAAGAUGAUAAAUAUAGUGGAUUUUGCAUUGACAUUUUUGAGCAAGUACAGAAACUUCUGGGGUACGAUCUUCCAUAUAAAUAUCAUGCCAUCAAUGGAACCUAUAACGAUUUGGUUCAGCUUGUCUAUAACAAGACUUAUGAUGCUGUUAUUGGAGAUAUGACCAUAAUAGAGGAAAGAUUGCAGUAUGUGGAUUUUACAGUGGCAUAUGCAGAAUCAGGAUUAUCAAUGAUAGUUCCAAUGAAGUCUGGAGAAUCAGCAUGGAUGUUUAUGAAACCAUUUACCUGGGAAUUGUGGUUGGUUUCAGGUGCAAUCUUGAUUUACACAAUGUUAGUUGUUUGGUAUCUCGAGAGAGAACCCAAUCCAGAGUUUCAUGGAAACUGGAAGCUCCAGCUCAGCACAGCUUUUUGGUUUACUUUCUCCUCUUUGUUCUUUGCUCAUAGGGAAAAAAUGCACAGCAACUUAACUCGAGCGGUGAUGAUCUCAUGGCUUAUUCUCGUAUUGAUUCUCACCUCAUGCUACACAGCUAGUCUUUCUUCAAUGCUCACAGUUAAGCAGUUGCGACCAAAUGUCACAGACAUUCAGUGGCUGAAGAACAAUAACAAGAAAGUUGGUUGUGACGGAGACUCCUUUGUUAGGACAUUCCUAGAAAAAGUUGAAAAGUUCAAGCCAGAGAAUAUCAUAAACAUUACCAAUGAAUACAAGUAUGAUGAAGCAUUCGCUAACAACAGCAUAGCAGCUGCUUUUCUUGAGCUCCCAUAUGCAAAAGUAUUCAUCAGUGAAUACUGCAAGAGAUACACUGGCUUCACCCCUAGAAAUAGAUUUGGAGGAUUGGGCUUUAUGUUCCAGAAAGGCUCUCCUCUAACCAGAGAUUUUUCUAAAGCUAUAUUACAUCUCUCAGAAAAAGCAGAAUUGAAGAGAUUGGAAGAACAGUGGUUAAUUACCUCACAGAGUUGCUCCAACGUGACGUCCUCCAAUGAUACGGAUAGUUUGAAUCUUGGAAGCUUAUGGGUUCUAUAUGUCAUCUCUGGCGCCACUUCUACUAUUUGUGUGCUAAUAUCAGCCAUCAGGUGUCUAAUAUCCAGGGAGACACAUGAAGACGUUCCAAAUGAUGAAAAGGUGUGGAAAGCGGUUAUUACAUUUGCAAAGCUGAUUCAUGGCAAAAAGCUUGAUGCUUCAAACAAGGAAAUGGCUUCUCAACCAAAACAUGUACAUAUAACAACACAUGACACAGGAACCAUGGAACCGUAUACACCUCAAAAUAAUUGUCUUAUCAGACACUCUAAAAACACAUCUUAG